UUUUUAGGGUGUUCUGCUCAUUUGCUGUAUGCAUGCUUGUGACAAUGUAACUUUGAUUGCAUGGUCUCCUAGAUUUUAAUGUUUAUUGAGUUUAUAUCUGUCAUUGGUCUAAAUGCCUUUUCCGACUUCCAUGCGGAUGCCAAUAGAUCUAUGUAUUCUUGGACCACUAGCAAUUUGGAUUUCGUAGUCAAGGCUGCUCCUUCUUUCUGUAUUUUCUCAUGUAUGUUUGGGUGAUUUCUUCUUAGGUUAUAUUUUAUAUAUGUAUGUUUAUUUUGUGAGCCACCACAAUGUAUUCAUAAUGCAGGGUGAAGAUUUGAGAUCUUCUCCAUCCAUUUGUUUUUUUGUCUUGAAUUAGGUCAUGCACCUUGCUUACAUGUACAACAGAAGGACUUGCAAGUGUGAGGUCCAUUGGCGUUCACAAAUCACCAGCGGAUUCAACCACUAAUGGUUCUUCAACAAUCUGGAAUGUAUGUGCCUCCGGUGAUAUUCAAUGUAUGAAAGUGGAUGGAAAUGAAAACUAUGCAUUAUUUGGAGGGAAGGGAGUUGAAGUUAAUGUGUGGGAUCUUGACAAAUGUACUAAGAUGUGGACUGCAAAAUCUACUGCUAAAACAAUAUUGGUAUAUUUACCCCAACUUGGUUUACAUCUGCAACAUUCUAAAGUAAAGAUGAUCAUCGCAAAUUUGUGGCUUGCACCAAUUCCCACCAGGGAAACUAUUAGGAUGCUUUUUGGGGGAAUGUUCUGGAUGUAUAAGAUCCAUAGCCAGGCGUCCAGAAUACCCAGUGAUAGCCUCAUGCGGUGGGUAUUCUACACACUCAUCACGUAAUUAACACAUUCUGUUUUCUCUGUUUACGGACAUGAUGUAGAUUUUAAUUUGGGUCUCUGGUGCUUGUAUUGUGUUGUAAGUCGAAUAAUCUUUAUGAAGAAGCAAACUUAAGGAGACAUCUUUUCAUCUGUUGAUCCAGACAGUUGCAUAAUAGUUCUAAGUACAAUAUAUAACCUUGUAUCACCUAUUAACUU
Molecule: messenger RNA, 1018 nt
Organism: Cornus florida
Lineage: Eukaryota; Viridiplantae; Streptophyta; Magnoliopsida; Cornales; Cornaceae
Exons: 4
Coding region: 495-824 (109 amino acids)
Source: RefSeq, a predicted model, not a curated record